Exophiala mesophila is the source of this 1056-nucleotide messenger RNA. RefSeq lists its product as uncharacterized. The transcript has a single exon. The coding region runs from base 1 to 1056 and encodes 351 amino acids. The record is from RefSeq and is a predicted model, not a curated record. Gene Ontology annotation, cellular component: fungal-type vacuole membrane. Gene Ontology annotation, biological process: basic amino acid transmembrane export from vacuole. Lineage: Eukaryota; Fungi; Ascomycota; Eurotiomycetes; Chaetothyriales; Herpotrichiellaceae.
AUGUUUCCUCCUCAGCAGGGCAUCUCGCUCGACAUUGAAGCUCUGUCGGGCAUCUGCGGCUCCAUCUCCAUCGCAUGCUGGGUCGUGGUGUUUUCUCCCCAGAUCAUUGAGAACUUCCGCCGCGGUUCUACCGAAGGACUGUCGGUAGUCUUCAUUGUUAUCUGGCUCGCUGGAGAUGUCUUUAAUAUCCUCGGCGCCAUUCUGCAGGGGGUACUACCCACCAUGAUUAUUCUCGCCAUCUACUACACUCUCGCCGAUAUUGUUCUUCUAGGCCAAGUCUUCUACUAUCGUGGCUUUACCUUGACUGACCACGUCGCCAAUGAUGACCACCGCCAUGAUCGACACACCAACGGUGACGCGGGCGAGACUCGACCUUUAUUACACAGCGGCUCCCAGACCCAACCUCCCUCGCGCGAUGAGCAUGAUCGUUCUCGAUCUACCACUUCACAGCUCCAGAGACAUCUAUCCGUCGACGGCACCCACUUGUCCCCUGUCACUCCCUUGCAUGACCCUGUUAAGCCUGACGAUUCCCCAAGCAUCAGGAACGCCAAGCCAACGGGCACUGUCCAGACCAUCUUAUUCAAUAUUUUUGCAAUCCUGCUUGUCUGUGCCGCGGGUGUUUUUGGCUGGUGGAUUGGGGCACACAAGACGCAUGGUCGUCGCCACCAGGUUGAGGAUGACGAUUCUCAGCCUCUCGAAUUUGACACGCUGGGCCAGAUCUUCGGCUAUUUGUGCGCCGUUCUUUACCUGGGUUCCCGACUUCCUCAACUUCUUCUUAAUUACAAACGCAAAAGCACUGAGGGGGUCUCGCUACUGUUUUUCUUGUUCGCCUGCAUCGGCAACCUUACUUAUGUCAUGUCCAUCUUUGCAUAUUCUCCUCUUUGUCGCAAACCUGGUCAUUGUGAACCUGGAGAGUCUCGCGCCAUCUAUUCCAGAUAUAUUGCCGUCAAUGCUAGCUGGAUUGCCGGUAGUUUGGGUACUUUGCUCCUGGACAUGGCCAUCUUUGUUCAAUUUUUCUUGUACCAAACAGCAGAUGAUGACGAUGAAGAAGAGUAG